AUGACGCGUCACAGCGUCUGGUUGUCUUGGCAAACUGGGGCCGCGACGUCCCGAGUGGGAAAAUAGCCAUGAGAGCAAGAGCGAGACACCGGCCACCCAGUCCCCUCACUCCCUCACCCCAUCGGAAGUGUUAAAUGCUUUUGAGCCCAAGGGCGGCCCUGAGCGACCUCGUCACACCUGCCUGAGGGUCUUGAGCAGUCACUAGCCUCGGGGGUGGGGGGGUGGAGGGGAAACAGGUCGAAGGUGAAGUGAGUUCUGAGUGAAGGAAGCAGGGCCGGGCUGAGGCCAAGGAGAGAUGGUGCUGUGUUCUGCAUCCUGACUCAGAGGAUUUUGUAACAGCCUUCAUCUCAUCCGACAUGACUGCAACCGAUUAUCAUUGUUAUUCGGAGUUUUUCCAGAGACAGGUCCUUGCCUGUUUCCUUACAAACCCACACUAUGGCAGCCUCAUUAACGCAAAUGGCCAUGCUGAAGUGUGGACGGAUUGGAAUGACAUGUCCAAGUUUUUCCAGUAUGGAUGGAGAUGCAACACUAAUGAAGAUGCCUAUUCAAACCGUACCUUGAUGGGCAACUGGAACCAGGAAAGAUAUGACAUAAAGAAUAUUGUGCAGCCCAAACCCUUGCCUUCCCAGUUUGGACACUACUUUGAAACAACAUAUGAUACAAGCUACAACAACAGAAGACCACUUUCAACCCAUAGGUUUAAGCGAGAGCCUCACUGGUUCCCAGGACAUCAACCUGAGCUGGUUCCUCCUCCAUACAAAUGCACAGAAAAGUCAAUCUACAUGAGUAGUUAUUCAAAGCCUCAAAUUGAUCAUCACUCUGUGUGUGUGUGGAAUCCUAGCAACUGCCGGUUUCAGAGUCCAUGAUUCUAAGAAAGAAUAGGUUUCAUUUUUCCAGUGUAGAAUGUGGGAGGGAGCCCAUUCUAAGCACAACUAAGAAUUUAGCUGACUGUAGCACAGUUUUACUAUCUGAAUAAAUAAAGCCCAACAAAUAUUCUCUACCCCCACUUUUUUAAACCAAGAAAUGUCAAAUUUAAGUUAAGUAUAUUUAUUCAUUAUGGGUGUUGUAGGACAGCAUUGAAAAGAGUUAUUUCUUUCAAAUCUACAACCCCUCUGCUCUUCCCUGCCUUCCACGAGGGGCAGAGCUGCAAAAUCCAUCCUGACUUAGGCUGCAUUUGCCUAGAUGCUUUCUGGUUGUAAGCCUGGUGGUCAUGGUCAGAAAAGUUAUAUUUACUAUCACCCUAAUGGAUAUCCCCUCUUAAGGACCAGAAGAAGAAAUAUAACUAUUUUUAUUAAUAUGGAAAAUUUGAAACAUAAAAAAAUAGACAAGAGUAGUAUAAUGAACUCCCAUGAACCAUUACCCAGCUUCAACAAUCGAUGACCAAUCUUAUCUAUCCCUGUUUACUUUCUCUAUUUUUAAAUUUUUCUCUGAAAUUAUAUGAUUUCAUCCAUAAAUAUUUCAGUUUAUAUCUCAAAAAGAUAAAGACUCAAUUUUUGACUCCCUGACAAAGAUCGCCAAAUAAAACUGCUGAUCAGACAAAGCUGAGUUGUUUAUUAAACCUGUGACAAGGAAGAACCUCAGCUUGACACAGUCUUGGUAAUGAUUCAGAAAGGUGAUGUUAGGGUAGGAUACUUUUAGGAAUUUGGGAUGAUUCAGCCGGUUUAAGAUGGGCCUUUCAUUGUGAGGAACUGGCUACAAUUGAGAAAAGAUUGUGAAUAGCUUAGGGUUGGUGAGAGGCAAUAGUCUUAACAUCAGUACAUUCCUUUUUUUUUUUAAUCUCCUAUUUAAGAUGACAAUCUUCAUUAUUUUUUGAAACAGGUAUGAAUAUGGAAUUUAUGUUGUACAUGAUGUUAGGUAGUGACUAAGUUUUGUUUAUUUCUGUAUGGCCCAUGUUAGUUAUUAAAAAGACCAUACUUUCUUCACUGCUC
Odocoileus virginianus texanus is the source of this 1928-nucleotide messenger RNA. It is a transcript of the gene CFAP68, whose product is annotated as cilia and flagella associated protein 68. The record is from RefSeq and is a predicted model, not a curated record. Gene Ontology annotation, cellular component: nucleus. NCBI's taxonomy places the organism in Eukaryota, Metazoa, Chordata, Mammalia, Artiodactyla, Cervidae.